Molecule: messenger RNA, 572 nt
Organism: Lotus japonicus
Lineage: Eukaryota; Viridiplantae; Streptophyta; Magnoliopsida; Fabales; Fabaceae
Product: signaling peptide TAXIMIN 1-like
Exons: 2
Coding region: 88-321 (77 amino acids)
Source: RefSeq, a predicted model, not a curated record
AAUAACAAAGUAGUGAAAUAGUCAACACAACCGUGCUUGUUUCUCUCUAUGUAAGUUUCUGAUAAGAACAAAAGAAAAAGCAAAAACAUGUGCAAUUCAAAUGGUGAUUGCAGACCCUUGGGAUUCCUUUUGGGUCUUCCCUUCGCGUUUCUCUGCCUCCUCAUCUCAAUCGUUGGCAUCGUUGUUUGGAUUGUCGGGUUAUUGUUGACAUGCAUAUGCCCUUGCUGCUUGUGCCUGACUGUGAUAGUGGAGCUUGCACUGGAAUUGAUCAAGGCUCCACUGCAUGUCAUGGAGUGGUUCACCGCUCAGAUCCCCUGCUAAGUUAGUUGCUUUUACUGUAUAUCUUUCUUCUAGGAAAAAAAUAAAGUUUGAAAUUUUUUGUUGUUGGUGUUGAUUGAUGAUAGGCCCUUUGUCUUGUUGCAAAUAUUUGUGGUUUCUGAAGGGGGGGUUUUCAGAGUGGUUGUUGAUAUGUUUGGUCUUUGAGGUUUACUGGAGAAUUCACAAAAGAAAGUUGAAUAAGAUUCAGCUGCAAAAACAGAAAAUUAAGCAAUUUAAAAUUUGUUUCUUGUGCA